CAGAUAUCUUUAAAUCACUUCCUCUUUAUUUAAAAGUUGUACUCAUUAUUCAAAAAUCACAUCACUUCCUGUGAAAGGCUUCCGUUAAUCGUUCGUGUAUUAUAGAAUUACAAAUAUACUUGCAUUUCUGUUUUCCAACGUGCGAGUAGUGCAGUGUCACAAUCACGCCCCAGAGGUAAUGCUCAACAUUCAUUUUAUAGUAAUUUUUCAGAGUUUUAAUCAUAUAUAGCACCGUUUCACACAAAAUAUCAAUGGCAGCUGCCGCACGUUUGGGUUUCUUAGUUCGAAUAAAGGCGGUCGUUUCCAGUCCGACUCCUCGAUAUUUUACCUUUUUAUUCUGGCGUUAGGAUUUUUUUCCAUAUUUUUUGUCCAUGUGUGUAAAAUAUGAAAUAUGAGAACGAUUGUUUGCGCCGUUUAUGUUUGCUGUGCAUAAGUUUCUCGCAGCGCUUGUUAUUUACUUAUUUAUAUGAAAGUCAAUUUCGACAUGUUCAUCAUGCGGCUUUCCAACGUAGACGACAUUUAGAUAAAUGUGUGCUUAUGUGUACUGUUUAGCUUUCCUUUUGCAGAUCACAUGUCAAGAGAGAGGGCUGAAGUCCAGCGCGUGUUAGCCCAGGCGCUGACAUUCGUACAUCAAGCAGAAGAAGAACUUGGAGCAGACAUGGAAGGGCAGAACUCGGCUGCAGAUUCUGAAGCGGCCGCAUUUGUUCGCGAAACUAGAGCCUUAUUUCAAAGACGUUCAACUGCAGAGACGAAUCACAGAAGAGGAGGCAGAAAAUAUAAAGGACGGGUUAGAGGCGAUAUUUGGAAAAGUAACUUGUUUCUGUUACAAAAACACAAUGAAGACUUUGUCCCUCCACCAUUAGAAAUGGCCAGGUUGACAAGAAAUGGUUUAGGUGUUCCUAAACAUGAACAGCCUGGUUCUACUGAAAGAUAUGGCUCAAAGUCAAUAAUUCAAAGGAAAUGGAAUUUUUCUCGUUUUGAGAAGUUUGUACAGGAUAGCUUUCCUGAAGCACCAUUGCAUUUGACCGGCUUCACCUUUGCAAAAGCAGAAAAAGGCAGACGUCUUAAAAAACUUGCUGCAACAACAAUACAUGAUUUAGAAUUGGAAAUUGGAAAAGGGAAGAUUUUUGUAGUUCCUGGACGAGAUCUACCUCUACCAGUUCAGCUGACAGAAGUAGGAAUGUCCUCAGUUACUUUUGCUGACAGACCUGAAACCAACUUGCAAAAUGAAGGUCAGACCCAAUUAGAAGAAGUGCAUGAUGCUUUGAGCUCAGAAAUUCAUCAUGUAGGGAACAACCAGGAGAGGCUAAAUGUCAAUGUACAGACUAUAGAAGACAGUCAUCCCCAACAUGAGACUCCUGUCUUAGAUGUUGAAGUUAGAGAAGAGUCAGUUCAGAGAGUAGCAGAUGUUACAAACCAACCAGAGUUUCAGUUGUUAUCUCUGACUACUGAGGCAGCAACAGCAACACCACCACCUUCUCCUUUUGCAUAUGUAAAUACUGGGACUCCAACAAUCCAAAUACACCAGUCACAUUCUGAGGAAAAGGAGUUGGAUCUUAAACAAGGUUUUUCUGAAUUGGAAUUGCUUGUUGAAGAUGAAAUUUGUAUCAGCAUAAGAAGAGAAAAAAUCUUAGAAGAUGUUCAAGCAAUCUAUAGUAAAACUGACAUUCUGAACAAACGUUUACGUGUAAAGUUUAUGGAUGAGGAGGGUGAUGACUUUGGAGGCUUAACAAAAGACCUUUUCUCUUCCUUUUGGAAUAAGGCUUUUACUGAAUGGUUUAAAGGGGAAGAUGCCCUUGUUCCUUGUCUUCCUAUAAACCAGUUCUCUGAAGCUCCUGGCAUAUUCUCUGUUGUUGGCAAAGUACUGUCACAUAUGUGUCAGCUCAUCCAUUGUAUACCACCUCGGUUCUGCAGGUCAACUCUGCUUUCCAUUGUGUUUAAUACCUCCACUAUAGACAGUGGAAUACUGUUAGAUGAUUUUUUGUUGCAUGUAACAACAGCAGAGCGUAGCCUACUGUGGAAAGCUUUGAAAGAUUUUACUGCAGUCAGUGCACCUGAAAAACAGGACCUGCUUAAUUUUUUUUCAGUUCAUGGCAUGUAUACUCUUCCUUCUACAUCCAAUUUUAAAAGUCAGCUGCUUUUAGUUGCACAAAAUGAACUUAUUAUAAAGCCAAUGUAUUUGAAUACAUUCAUUCGGCAAUCAAUACCACAAGUACACAUGGCAAUAUUUUGGUCACAGCUAGACACAGACCUCAUUUCUUAUUUGUACUGGAAGGAGAUGCCAACUGUAGAUCGUGUUUUACAAUGCCUUACUACAUGUGAACCUGACUUAAGACCUGAAGAAGAUGUAGUCUAUUAUUACCUGCGUGACUUUAUUAAGUCACUGUACCUAGAUGACAUGUGUAAAUUUCUUCAGUUUGUAACUGGUUCCCCACUGUUACCAUAUGAUGGGAUUAAGGUAUCUUUCAAUAGACUAAGUGGCACACAACGUAGACCUAUUGCACAUACAUGCAGCAAUAUAAUAGAAAUUCCUGUAACUUACACAUCUGUGCAGGAAUUUAGACGGGAAAUGAGGUCUGUUUUGUAUUCGGAUGAAGCAUUUACAAUGACAAUGUUGUAA
Messenger RNA from Polypterus senegalus (gray bichir), 2620 nucleotides. RefSeq lists its product as uncharacterized. Gene Ontology annotation, molecular function: ubiquitin-protein transferase activity. The coding region runs from base 572 to 2620 and encodes 682 amino acids. The transcript has 8 exons. The record is from RefSeq and is a predicted model, not a curated record. Lineage: Eukaryota; Metazoa; Chordata; Cladistia; Polypteriformes; Polypteridae.